Molecule: messenger RNA, 2426 nt
Organism: Nyctereutes procyonoides (raccoon dog)
Lineage: Eukaryota; Metazoa; Chordata; Mammalia; Carnivora; Canidae
Gene: CHADL
Product: chondroadherin like
Exons: 6
Coding region: 61-2268 (735 amino acids)
Cellular component (GO): plasma membrane
Molecular function (GO): protein binding
Source: RefSeq, a predicted model, not a curated record
CGCUGCGGGCUUGCAGGCCCAGAGGGGGGGCUCCCGCGGCGGGCUGAGCGAGGCGGCGGCAUGGAGGGGCCCCAGAGCAUCUCCUUGGUGCUGCUGCUUCCUCUGCUGCUGCCCCUGGGCCCAGCCUGGCCUGCAGCUGCCCAACGCUGCCCACCAACAUGCGUUUGUGACAAUCCCAGGCGGCAUGUUGCCUGUCGGCACCAGAACCUCACGGAGGUGCCAGACGCCGUCCCCGAGCUGACUCAGCGGCUGGACCUCCAAGGCAACCUGCUGAAGGUCAUCCCCCCAGCUGCCUUCCGGGACCUGCCCUACCUGACACACCUGGACCUGCGGCACUGCCAGGUGGAGCUGGUGGCCGAGGGCGCCUUCCGGGGCCUGGGCCGCCUGCAGAUCCUCAACCUGGCCUCCAACCGCCUGAGCUCGCUGCCCCAGGAGGCCCUGGACGGGCUGGGCUCCCUGCAGCGGCUGGAGCUGGAGAGGAACGUGCUGGAGGAGCUGCGGCCGGGGACGUUCGGGGCCCUGGGUGCGCUGACCACCCUGAACCUGGCCCACAACGCGCUGGUCUACCUGCCGGCCAUGACCUUCCAGGGGCUGCCGUGCGUGCGCUGGCUGCGCCUGUCCCACAACGCGCUCAGCGUGCUGGACCCCGAGGCCCUGGCUGGCCUGCCCGCCCUGCGCCGGCUCAGCCUCCAGCACAACGAGCUGCAGGCGCUGCCGGGACCGGCCUUGUCCCAGGCCCGGGCGCUGGCCCGGCUCGAGCUGGGCCACAAUCCGUUCACCUACGUGGGCGAGGAGGACGGGCUGGCCCUGCCCGGUCUCCGAGAGCUGACGCUGGAGCACGGCGCCCUGCAGGCCCUGGAUGCAAGGGCCUUCGCCCGCUGCCCGCGCCUGCACACUCUGGACCUCCGCGGGAACCAGCUGGACACCGUGCCGCCGCUGCAGGGCCUGGGGCAGCUGCGCCGGCUGCGGCUGCACGGGAACCCGCUGUGGUGCGGCUGCCGCGCCCGGCCGCUGCUCGAGUGGCUGGCGCGGGCGCGGGUGCGCUCGGACGGCGCGUGCAGGGGGCCGCGGCGCCUCGGCGGGGAGGCCCUGGACGCCCUGCGGCCCUCGGACCUGCGCUGCCCGGGCGGCGCCGAGGAGGAGGAGGAACUGGCCGCUGCGUGGGCCCGCACCCCUCCAGGCGGCCCGGGGCGCGGGGAGGACGGGGCGGCGGCGCCCUGCCCGCCGGGCUGCGUGUGCGCCUCCGAGUCCCGGCACAGCGGCUGCGAGAGCCGGGGCCUGCGGGCCGUGCCCCGCGGCUUCCCCAGCCACACGCAGCUGCUGGACCUGAGGUGGAACCGCUUCCCCUCGGUGCCCCCGGCGGCCUUCCCAGGCCUGGGCGGCCUGGUGUCGCUGCACCUGCAGCACUGCGGCAUCGCCGAGCUGGAGGCGGGCGCCCUGGCGGGGCUGGCCAGCCUCGUCUACCUCUACCUCUCCGACAACCGGCUCACAGGCCUCAGCGCCGCCGCCCUGGAGGGGGCGCCCCGCCUCGCCUACCUGUACCUGGAGCGCAACCGCUUCCAGCGGGUGCCCGGGGCCGCCCUGCGCGCCCUGCCCGGCCUCUUCUCCCUGCACCUGCAGCACAACGCCGUGGAGCGCCUCGAACCCGGGGACCUGGCCGGCUCGCAGGCCUUACGCUGGCUCUACCUGAGCGCCAACCGCAUCUCUCACGUUUCCCCUGGUGCCAUAGGCCCUGCUCCGGACCUGGAGAAGCUGUACCUGGACAGGAACCAGCUGCAGGGGGUGCCCACCAUGGCCCUGGAGGGGCUGCCCACCCUCCUGGAACUGCAACUCUCAGGGAACCCGCUCAGAGCCCUGCCAGAUGGGGCCUUCCGGCCUGUGGGCGGGUCACUGCAGCACCUCUUCCUCAACAGCAGCGGCCUGGAGCAGAUUUCUUCCAGGGCGUUUUCGGGCCUGGGGCCGUGGCUCCAGAGCCUGCACCUGCAGAAGAACCAGCUGCGGGCCAUGCCUGCCCUGCCCCAUCUCAGCCAGCUGGAGCUCAUCGACCUCAGCGGCAAUCCGUUCCACUGUGAUUGCCAGCUGCUCCCGCUGCACAGGUGGCUCAUUGGGCUGAACCUGCGUGUGGGGGCCACCUGUGCCACCCCUCCCAGUGCCCACGGCCAGAGGGUGAAGGCUGUGACUGCGGUCUUUGAAAUGUGCCCAGGCUGGGCUGCCAGGAAGGCCAAGCAGAUGCCCGCUUCCGGACCCAGUGCCAGGAGGACCCCAUGAAGAUCAGAUGGUGGACAGCAGACAAGGUGGGAAAGGAGGUGGGCCGCCUCUGAGCACUGGAGCAGGCCGGCCCUGUCUUGACCCCGCCCGGGAGGCUCUUACUCUCUUCAGGAACAGGAUCCGAUGAGCUCUUCUCUGCAGCCUGCAGGUCAUCCUCC